Molecule: messenger RNA, 1086 nt
Organism: Budorcas taxicolor (takin)
Lineage: Eukaryota; Metazoa; Chordata; Mammalia; Artiodactyla; Bovidae
Gene: FFAR4
Product: free fatty acid receptor 4
Exons: 3
Coding region: 1-1086 (361 amino acids)
Biological process (GO): G protein-coupled receptor signaling pathway
Cellular component (GO): membrane
Molecular function (GO): peptide binding; G protein-coupled receptor activity
Source: RefSeq, a predicted model, not a curated record
AUGUCCCCUGAGUGCGCGCAGGCGGCGGGCACUGCGCCCGUGCGCAGCCUGGAGCGGGCCAACCGCACCCGUUUCCCGUUCUUCUCCGAUGUCAAGGGCGACCACCGGCUAGUGCUGAACGCCGUGGAGACCGUGGUGCUGGCACUCAUUUUUGUGGUGUCGCUGCUGGGCAACGUGUGCGCUUUGGUGCUGGUAGCGCGCCGACGGCGCCGCGGCACCACCGCCAGCCUGGUGCUCAAUCUUUUCUUCGCGGACCUGCUCUUCACCAGCUCCAUCCCGCUCGUGCUGGUUGUGCGCUGGACGGAGGCCUGGCUCCUGGGCCCGGUUGCCUGCCACCUGCUCUUUUACAUGAUGACCCUGAGCGGCAGCGUCACCAUCUUCACGCUGGCGGCAGUCAGCUUGGAGCGCGUGGUGUGCAUCGUGCGCGUGCAGCGUGGCGCGCGGGGCCCGGGGCGGCGGGCGCGGGCCGCGCUGCUCGCGUUGAUCUGGGGCUACUCGACCAUGACCGCGCUGCCGCUCUGCAUCUUCUUCCGCGUCCUCCCGCAGCGGUUACCCGGCGCUGACCAGGAAAUUCUGAUUUGCACACUGGUUUGGCCCAGUAUUGGCGGAGAAAUCACCUGGGAUGUGUCAUUUGCUAUUUUCAACUUCUUGGUACCAGGACUGCUUAUUGUGAUCAGUUACUCCAAAAUUUUACAGAUCACGAAGGCAUCCAGGAAGAGGCUCACGAUGAGCCUGGCCUACUCAGAGAGCCACCAGCUGCGUGUGUCCCAGCAGGACGUCCGGCUCUUCCGCACCCUCUUCCUGCUCAUGGUAUCCUUCUUCAUCAUGUGGAGUCCCAUCAUCAUCACCAUCCUCCUCAUCCUGAUCCAGAACUUCAAGCAGAACCUGGUCAUCUGGCCGUCCCUCUUCUUCUGGGUGAUGGCCUUCACGUUUGCCAACGCGGCCGUCAACCCCAUUCUCUACAACAUGUCCCUGUUUAGGAACGAGUGGAGGAGGUUUUUUCACUGCUGCUUCUUCUUGGAAAAGGGGGCCAUGUUGACAGACACGUCUGUCAGGAGAAAUGACCUGUCUGUUAUUUCCAGCUAG